Lathyrus oleraceus (garden pea) is the source of this 497-nucleotide messenger RNA. RefSeq names its product stress-related protein. NCBI's taxonomy places the organism in Eukaryota, Viridiplantae, Streptophyta, Magnoliopsida, Fabales, Fabaceae. The record is from RefSeq and is a predicted model, not a curated record. The transcript has a single exon. The coding region runs from base 1 to 438 and encodes 145 amino acids.
AUGCGGUUCAACACCAUCUACGGUGUUGCCAAGGAGUGCUCCACCGAGCUCAGGCCAAGCAUCAAGACCGUUGAAGAAACCAUCAAGAGUGUGGUAGGCCCUGUCAAAGAUAAAUUCCACCUCGUUCCCGAUGAGAUCCUCCGUCAUACAAAUACCGAUCAAGAUCAUCAUUGCGUUGGACACCCGACUCCUGUUGCCAACAUAACCACCUUGUCCGAAAUGGCAGUGAGGAUUUACACGAAGUGCGAGCCUGUGGUAGAGCAGAAUGUGGCUUAUGCAUGGAGGAAGGUGAAACAGACUCCGGUGUUCCAUCGGGUGGCGAAUGUGGUUGCGUCGAAGGCUGCGAUUUGCACGAAGAAGUACAACGAUGUGGUUAUCGGUGUCGCGGAGAAGAGUUCUAAGGUAUCAGUGUACACGCUUUUGUUGGUGCAUAAAUAGAGGAUACAACUAAGGUGUUUAGUGAAUUUUGAAGCGUGAAUCAAUCAAUCUCUUCUUUA